This is a messenger RNA of Naegleria gruberi, 3624 nucleotides long. RefSeq lists its product as uncharacterized. The coding region runs from base 1 to 3624 and encodes 1207 amino acids. Lineage: Eukaryota; Heterolobosea; Eutetramitea; Acrasida; Naegleriidae. The record is from RefSeq and is a predicted model, not a curated record. Gene Ontology annotation, molecular function: protein binding. The transcript has 2 exons.
AUGACAACUUUACCACUAGUACUUUUAAUAUAUGAUACGGUUGAGAUAAGUGGAUAUAUCGACAUCAACAAUCAGGAACAACAAUAUGAAAUGUCCUUGGUUAAAAGUUGGAAGGAUAAACAAAAGAGUUUUAUCAACGUUAUGACCAAUCUUCAGGAGGAGCGCGACAAAUUUGUCAGCAGUAGAGCCAAGCCAAUAGCUAUUGACAAGGAGGACGCAUUGAAUUUAGCAGCUCCAAUCCUGGAACAACUUAAUAUCAAUAAGACUAUUUUCGAAUCUAUGGUUUCCAAAAACAAUCAAAAUGUUGCAAAGGUAUUGAGUUGGGAACUGGAAAAUUCAUAUAUUCUUUCAUUGGGAUUAAACAGUAUCGAGGAUUUGGGAAGAAAAUCUUCUGAUGUCAUGAAUGGAGUUUUUGCUUUUGGGUUAAAUGAACGUUCACAAUUGGCUACCGGAGGAACCAAAACAAAGUUUGUCCCAACAUUUGUAAAUGGAUUUAGAGGUGCAAAAAUUGAGCAAAUCGCACUAGGAUAUUUUUCAGCCUACGCAAUUGAUUCAUCAGGAAAACUAUGGAGCUGGGGUGCUAACGAUCAAGGUCAACUGGGGGAUAGAACUUGGGAUGAAAAAAACAGGCCUUUUUCUGUUUACAGGUAUGCAGCCUUAAUGAAUCAAACUAUGGUUAGGGUUUGUGCUGGUUUUAAGCAUGCACUUGUAUUGUCGAAUACCAAUAGACUGUAUUCAAUGGGUUACAAUGGAUGGGGACAACUUGGUACUAAUAACAAUGUAUCUCAAGGAGAACCUAUUGAAGUUAUAACAAAACAUAUCAAUGAAACAAUUACUGAUAUUCAAUGCGGAUAUGGACACAACUUGAUUCUAACUACAAGUGGAAGAGUCUAUUCAUGGGGUCUUAAUAAUUAUUACCAAGUUGGAGAUAACUCAACCACUAACAGAUUACUUCCAAAGAUUUUAUCUCAAUUUGGACCAAACACUACUUGUUUUGCCACAAUGAUACACACGAAAGCUUUCCAUAAUUUUGUUUAUUGCAAAGAUAGAACUCUAUAUUCUUGGGGUAAGAGUGACGCUGGUCAGACAGGUACUGGCUUAACUAAUUCCAAUGUUCUUGUUCCUACCAAAGUCUAUUAUUCAUUCCAACCAGUGGUUGACAUAACUAGUAAUGAAGAUAAUAGUUAUUUAUUCCUAGCAGAUGGGACAGUUAUGGCUGUGGGUUAUUGUUCUAAUAUUGAAAUAUUUGCUGGAAGUUCUUGCUAUGACACAAAACCAUACCAUUGGACCGGAACGCCAAUCUCUAAAAUUUAUUCUCUUAGUCCAAGUGGAAAGUUUGUUAGAAUGAAUAAUCAUGUCACCAUGACCUUGCCAUGGUAUAUGAGGAAGAUGACUUACUUUGAUUUGGGUGAGAUUGGUUAUUUGUUAAAAGCUGAUGACACAGUGCCAUCACUUGUAAAUAAUGGAUUCAGCAUGUACACUAGAAACAUCUCUAAAAAUGAAAAUGUUUGGUCGAUGAUAGAGUAUAAUAUCACAUCAAAUGAGGGAUUCCCAGAUUCAAUUCAUAACUCUCACUUUUUCAAACACAAUGAGGAAAUGUACUUGUUUGGGGGAAUUGUUAACAAUAACGUGUCAAAUGCAAUUUACAAAUGUCCUCUAUAUGAUUUGAAACAAUGGGAAAAGACUCCAUUUUCUCUCCCAGUCCCUGUUGCAUCGGGUAUGAUAAUGCAAUCUGGUGAUUAUGUUUAUAUAUUUGGUGGCAUUUCUAGAAUAUUCAGUUAUAGACCACUGACAGAUAUUGAGGACCCUUCCAAUGUCCCAAGCUUCACUCCAGUUAUAUUAGACACUAUCAUGAGGGCUCCAUUGUCAAAUAUUACACAAUUCGAGAUUGUAAAUGGUUCUGUCAUUCCUGUGCCAUUGUAUUCUGCAUUUAUUGAAGUUGUUGGUGAUUACAUUUAUCUAUUUGGUGGUUCCACAACAUUUGAGUCAUCUUCAUUCAACAUUUUUAGAGCUACUACAGAAAAUCCAUUGAAGUGGGAAAUGACAUUUGGUUUACUUCCAUACUAUAUGACAAGUUCAGGAAUAAUAUCCUCCCAAGGUGGUUAUAUAUAUAUUUACGGUGGAUCCAACACAACCGAUGGCAACGCUGGUCCAUAUUUUGCCGUUGCAGAAAAGGAAGAUCCAGUUGGGUCAUGGAUGGCUGUAUAUGAUGGGGAAAACAGAACCUCAGAAUGGUGCAAGCAAAACCCAUUUUUCUGCGUAUAUUGUAACAAUUUUCAAGCAUCCAGCAAAUCUGUUUGCUCCUCCAAAGGAGUUUGUGUGGAUUAUGAUACAUGCCAAUGUGAAUAUGGCCAUUUUGGUAAAUUCUGUGAAUUGGUGGGUGUUGUUUCUAUUAAUGGAUUAAGAAGAUAUGCAGAUGGAACAUUUGCCAAGAACUGUGCAGAAUAUAGUAAUCCAACAAAUUCUUCAAAAACAUAUCAAGGUAUGACAGGUAGAGGUCUUUAUCUUAUUCAAGGAUCAUUAGGAUUUCCUCCACUAGCUGUAUUCUGUGAGCAAGAAACCUCCAGUUUCUCAAGACAUGACAUCUAUACCAUUCCUUUGUCGUUGUAUUGGAAUACGAACUAUUCUAAUUCAAUACCAUCCCGAAUGUAUAGCAACAGUUACUGGAGCAAUGAGUAUAUAUCCACUAGUAAUGUUUCUAUCUGGAGUACAGAUGGCUCGGUGUAUAGUUACUGUCUAUCAUCAGACAAUAACGUACCAACUGGAAAGCUUUAUUGCUUCUCUGCUCCUAAUCUUGGUGUUACUUGCAACUAUGCAGGAGUUUGCGUUGAUGGACAAUGUUUUUGUGGGCCUUCUCGUUAUGGACCUUCCUGUUCAAUUGUUGGUAUAGUUGGAUGUGGUGAAGGAAGGAAAUUUGCUGAUUUUACCUAUGCCAGAACGUGCCAAGAUUAUAGAUACCCAACAAACUCUAGCAGAGUCUAUGGUGGUAAUGUUGGUGAUGGUGUUUAUACUAUCCAACCAGAUCCAUCAGUAGCUCCGUUCAACGUGUAUUGUGACAUGACCACUGAUGGAGGUGGUUACACACUUGUUAAUAAGAUUGCAACUGGUCAACCAUAUGGACCUGCAGAUGUUUGGAAUUCAAAGAUCAAUAUUAGGGGAACAUUGGACAAGUAUACUCCAGAUACAGUAUUAAUAGGUGACCUCUUGAAUUAUUGGAGUUCGUUUGGUACUGUAAAGAUCGAAAUUAACAAGGACUCAGCAAUGCAACACUAUAUUCUAUUCAACGUAGCAGGUACUGAUUUCAAAAAUUGGUUUACACCUCAGAAAAUACAAUCUUCCUCUUACGGAUUAAGCUCUUAUGUUAAUAGCUAUACUGCUUUUACCAUGCAAUUGACUGGUCCUUCAAUAACUCCAAGGCAUUUCAUAAUUCAAUAUGGUUUUGGUGGUUGUGGUAGUGAAAGAGAUUGGCUCAGUGUAAUUCACUCCUCUGAUGGGUGCAAUGGCAAUAAUUGGACUUAUUUCCCAUAUGGAUAUGCCAUUAGAUAUACAAAAGAAACUAUUGGAUACAAUACCUACUUGUCAACAAGUUUAAUUGCAGAUACAUUGACAAUCAUGGUAAAAUAA